Truncatella angustata is the source of this 1212-nucleotide messenger RNA. Its product is annotated as CipA protein. The record is from RefSeq and is a predicted model, not a curated record. Lineage: Eukaryota; Fungi; Ascomycota; Sordariomycetes; Amphisphaeriales; Sporocadaceae. The transcript has 4 exons. The coding region runs from base 201 to 1163 and encodes 320 amino acids. Gene Ontology annotation, molecular function: oxidoreductase activity.
CUCCAGAAUGAUAGGAUUCUAAGUUCCAAUUUCCUUCUAUUGGUAAUCUGACGGGCCAACUAUCAAGAUACGGUUGUGCUCGUACUGAUUCCAGCUCCAAGUGUCAGUCACCAAGAAUCGAUAAUUACUAUCACUGGGCAGCUUGAAAACAAGCCUCUUCGGACCUUAAGACGUAUCAACACGACUCAUCGCCCUACAAUAUGACACAGAAGUUUACUAAAAGAGUAGCUAUCAUUGGUGCCACCGGCACAGUGGGCAAGCACAUCGUCGCAUCGCUACUUAAGACGGGAAAACAUGAAGUGACAGCUGUCACCAGAGAGGACAGCACCUCGAAGAUCCCAGCUGGUGUGAGAGUCGCAAAAGUCAAUUAUGACGAUCCCACAACCUUGGUCGACGCGCUCAGAGACCAAGAUGUCCUCGUCAUCACCCUGGCUGUCACGGCACCACAGGAUACACAGGGCAAGUUAUUGCAGGCGGCGGCUGAAGCAGGAGUACCGUUCGUAUUGCCAAACUUCUGGGGUGUUGACGACGCCGAUGAGAACCUCGGAAGCGACGUCCUUCUCGGCCUCGCCCAGCGUGCCGCUAGGAAGCAGAUCGAGGGCUCUGGCAGAAGUGCCUGGAUCGGCAUGGUCACGAGCUUCUGGUACGAGAUAAGCCUCUGUGCCCCUUGGGGAUUUGGCAUGGACUACAAGAAUCGGAAGUGGACUUUCUACGAUGACGGCGAGACAAAGAUCAAUGUCAUUACACUACCCCAGAGCGGCAAGGCAGUUGCAAAUCUCCUUUCGUUGCCCCUCGAAGCCUCAUCCGGUACCAGCUUGUCCCAGUAUAGAAAUAAACUCAUCUACACGGCAUCCUUUUGUAUCAGCCAAAAAGAUAUGUUCGACUCCGUUCUGCGCGUCACUGGCACAAAGCUGGAGGAUUGGACGGUCGAUUACGAAGACUCAACCAAGCGAUUCGCCGAAGGUAAAAAGCAGUUCGAAGGGGGUGAUCUGGCUGGGUUUGGCAAGCUAUUAUAUUCGCGAGCCUUCUUCAAAGAUGGCUCAGGCAACUACGAAGCGAAGAGAGGCCUUGACAAUGAGGCACUAGGAUUGGAAGAGGAAAGUCUUGAUGAUUUCACAAAGUUAGCCAUACAGAGGAUCGAUUCGGGUGCUACUUAUCCAUGAUUCCGAUUUGGACUGCCUUGAGAUAAAUUUUGUAUCAUCUCGGCAGUAU